Messenger RNA from Galendromus occidentalis (western predatory mite), 473 nucleotides. RefSeq lists its product as uncharacterized. The record is from RefSeq and is a predicted model, not a curated record. The transcript has 2 exons. NCBI's taxonomy places the organism in Eukaryota, Metazoa, Arthropoda, Arachnida, Mesostigmata, Phytoseiidae. The coding region runs from base 6 to 422 and encodes 138 amino acids.
UGGGGAUGACCGACUCGACGAAACUCAAACUACGAGACGAUUUCGACCGUUACGGAGACUCCUACGAUUGCAACGUCAAAGAGCUCAUGCUGAAGAACAUCAUGGAAGACAUGAAUCUCGAAGCCACCAGCUAUGCAAACGCGUGGGCACCGGGGAAAAUAUUGCCGCAACUCCACGAGCGAUAUCAGAGAGCGUUCUGUAGGGAAUCAGGCUUCGGAUUCGCCGGCAAAACGUUUUUCUUGGCCACCGAAGUAGGAAUCCAUUGGAAACUUCGCAUCAUGGCCGCAGGGGGUGUCAUCACGGCUCAGAUGGAGGCGGCGGAUUUCGUGGUGGAAUGCUCGAAAAUGCGCGGGGGAGAUGACGAUCCCCAUGGAAGAUACAAAACACUUGGAUGGCUUGAGGAAAAUCUCGAGGCCUUCUGAUCGACUCCUCCUGGGAACCGAUACUCUGGGCAGGCGCCGCAUGAUUCCGAG